Pongo pygmaeus (Bornean orangutan) is the source of this 3612-nucleotide messenger RNA. It is a transcript of the gene POLR2D, whose product is annotated as RNA polymerase II subunit D. The record is from RefSeq and is a predicted model, not a curated record. Lineage: Eukaryota; Metazoa; Chordata; Mammalia; Primates; Hominidae. Gene Ontology annotation, cellular component: RNA polymerase complex. The transcript is spliced from 5 exons. Gene Ontology annotation, biological process: DNA-templated transcription initiation. Bases 51 to 479 code for a protein of 142 amino acids. Gene Ontology annotation, molecular function: nucleotide binding.
GGCCGUUGCUCCGCGCUUCCGCUUCCGGCUGCGCUGGUGGUGGCGCGGCGAUGGCGGCGGGUGGCAGCGAUCCGCGGGCUGGCGACGUAGAGGAGGACGCCUCACAGCUCAUCUUUCCUAAAGAGUUUGAAACAGCUGAGACACUUCUAAAUUCAGAAGUUCAUAUGCUUCUGGAACAUCGAAAGCAGCAGAAUGAGAGUGCAGAGGAUGAACAGGAGCUCUCAGAAGUCUUCAUGAAAACAUUAAACUACACAGCCCGUUUCAGUCGUUUCAAAAACAGAGAGACCAUUGCCAGUGUUCGUAGCUUGCUACUCCAGAAAAAGCUUCAUAAGUUUGAGUUGGCCUGUUUGGCCAACCUUUGCCCAGAGACUGCUGAGGAGUCCAAGGCUCUAAUCCCAAGCUUGGAGGGACGGUUUGAAGAUGAGGAGCUGCAGCAGAUUCUUGAUGAUAUCCAGACAAAGCGCAGCUUUCAGUAUUAAUCUCCAAACAUCACUGCUGCUCGGAGAAACCACGUCCCCAGGCCAGGCUUGAAGUUCUGAACACUUUGAAGUCUCCAAUUAUGAGGGAUCCAGUCUAAGCCUCUGGCCUGCUACUUAGCAAUAAGUGCUUUAUUUGGAAGGAGGGAGUCAGCCACUGCAGUGAAGUCACUUGAUCUCAGUCUGGGGGAAAACACUUUAAUAGCUAAACAUUCUAGUUUUGAUUUUUCUGAAGGGGGGAAUACACUUGUUUUCAAUUUUGGGGUUUUUCUUUGGUGCACUUGCUUGACUCUGUAUGAACUUGUGAUCCAAGGAAAAAGGAGAAAUAAUGUUGGCUUUUAAAGGCAGGAUGGUUUUAUGUUUGCUAUGAAAUAAGACAAAAAUGAAAAAUUCUUAUAUUUAUUUAUUUAUUUAUUUUGAGAUAGAGUCUGGCUGUGUCGCCCAGGAUGCAAUGGCGCAAUCUUGGCUCUCUGCAACCUCUGCCUCCCGGGUUCAAGUGAUUCUCCUGCCUCAGCCUCCCAAGUAGCUGGGAUUACAGGCACCUGCCACCACACCUGGCUAAUUUUUUGUGUUUUUAGUAGAGACGGUUUCACCAUGUUCGCCAGGCUAGUCUUGAACUCCUGACCUCAAGUGAUCCUCCCACCUCGGCUUCCCAAAGUGCUGGGAUUACAGGCGUGAGCCACCAUGUCCAGCCAAUCUUUUUAUCCUUGAGCAACUUCGCUUCUUUGAGUCUCAUUGGUGUUCUCAAUUGUGAAAUAUGGAUAAUAAUAAUAUCUGCCCCAUGGAUAUUUUGAGAAGGUUGAAUGAAGAGGAAAUUAUUACAAAGAGCCUAGAGAUGUCUGAUAUAUAGUAUGUUCCAGUAAAUUUUCAUUAUUCUUAGCAUCUCAGGCAGAUGAGCUAGUAUAGAUAGAUGAUUAAGUCAGCUUGCUUCAUAGAAAUUAGUGCAAGAAUUUGGUAGCCUACCAACUGAUAGUAUCAGACUUGGAAAAUAAAUGAAAUUGGGCCAGGCGUGGUGGCUCACCCUUGUAAUCCCAGCACUUUCAGAGGCCGAGGCAGGCAGAUCACCUGAGGUUGGGAGUUUGAGACCAUCCUGACCAACAUGGAGAAACCCCGUCUCUACUUAAAAUACAAAAUUAGUGGGGCGUGGUGGUGCAUGCCUGUAAUCUCAGCUACUCUGGAGGCUGAGGCAGGAGAAUUGCUUGAACUUGGGAGGCAGAGGGGGUGGUGAGCCAAGAUUGCAUCAUUGCACUCCAGCCUAGGCAACAACAGCGAAACUCAAAAAAAAAAAAAAAAAAAGGAAAUUGCUUACCCAAAUCUACAGAGUUAACUGUUUUAUUUAUUUUUUAAUGCUUGAUGAAUUUGCAUGUCAUUCUUGGGCAGUGGCCAUGCUGUCUUCUCUGUGUUCCAGUUUGGGUAUAUGUGCUGCCAAAGUGAGUACUGCAGAAUUAUUUCUUGAGAGAGGCACUUACAUGUGCUGAUUGGCACUAAAGCAGUGGAAUGGGAAGAAGAGACUUGGAAGGCAGCCUAGACGAUCCAGGCAUGUGCUAGAUGGCAACUGAGGAGCACACUGUUACCAUCUUUACUGGCGUUUCCACCUAUGUGCCAGGGGUUCUGUGAGCUACCUGAGAAUACUGAAGUAUGUAAUGCCCCGGCACAUAGUUAGGCACUAAUCAGUGGUAUUUAUCAAGGUGAUUAAAAGCAGAUUUAAAAAGCAGCUCAUAGCCGGCGCGGUGGCUCACACCUGUAAUCCCAGCAGUUUGGGAGGCUGAGGCGGGCGGAUCACCGGAGGUCAGGAGUUCGAGACCAGCCUGGCCAACAUGGUGAAACCCUGUCUCUACUAAAAAUACAAAAAUUAGCCAGGCGUGGUGGCGGGCACCUGUAAUUGCAGCUACUUGGGAAGCUGAGGCAGGAGAAUUGCUUGAACCCGGGAAGUGGAGGUUGCAGUGAGCCAAGAUCACGCCGUUGCACUCCAGCUUGGGCAACAAGAGCUAGACUCCGUCUUGAAAAAAAUAAAAUAAUAAAAAGCAGCUCAUACUAGGCAACUAGGUAAAGCAGCCUCAUACUGUUACAGGUUAAAAGCCUGGUCAGCUAUUCCGCUAGACAGUCAAAAAUUGUUGUCUACAGGGCUGGACAGCAUAUUGCUAUUGAAAAUAGCUGCUAGGAGACCUUGCACCAUCUGUGAAACAUUGUUAGGCUCAUUGUACUGUGUAAAAUCAGGAAAGAAUUUGGAAACAUGCUGAUAAAACAAAAAGAUGGAUUGUCAAACCCUCACUUCACCAGGAAGCUAAAUUAACCAGAUAAGUCUUUCUGAAAGUUUUAGUGUCUUAGUUUGUUAAUGCGCUGUAACAGAAUACCUUAGACUGGGUAACCUAUAAAUAGUAGGAAUUUAUUUCUCACAGUUCUGGAGGCUGGCAAAUGCAAGAUCCAGGUGCUGGUACAUUCAGUGUCUGGCAAGGGUGGCUUUCUGGUCCAAGAUGGUGCCUUUUUUCUGCAUCUUCCAUAGGGAAUGAACACUGUCAUUAUGGUAGAAGGGAUGGAAGGACCAGGCUUUUUUUUUUUUUUUUUUUUUUUUUUUGAUACAGCAGGGUCUCACUCUGUUGCCCAGGCUGGAGUGCAGUGACAUGAUUAAGGUUCACUGCAGCCUCAAUCUCCCAGGCUCCAGCGAUCCUCCCACCUCAGCCUCUUGGAUAGCUGGGACCACAGGCACGAGCUACCAUGCCUGGCUAAUUUUUUUAUUUUUUGUAGAGACGGGGUUUCGCCAUGUUGCCCAGGCUGGUCUGGAAUUCCUGACCUCUAGCAGUCUACCUAUUUUUGCCUCCCAAAUGCUGAGAUUAGAGGCAUGAGUCACUGCGCCCGGCCUGCAGCCUCUUUUAUAAGGGCAUUAAUCCACUUCAUGGGGGAUAUUCUCUCAUGACUUAAUCACCUGCCAAAGACCCCACCUCUUAAUACUACAUCAGUGAUGGGUUCAAUGUAUCAAUUGGUUGGGAGGGGGCACAUUCAGACCAUAGCAUCUAGUCAUUCUAGUUUUAUUAAAAUUUAUUAGACCUGAGGCAUGAAAAAUAGCAUACUAGAUGGGACUUCAGCAUCGAUGAGUUGCCUUAGUAAUACUGUUAAUAAAAAGCACUAAAUAUGCCAA